ACCUACGGUCUGGUGAUCCGCCAGGUCUACGACUCGGGCACGGUCUUCGAGCCGGAGAUCCUCGACAUCACGCCGGACGACCUGCGCGCCCGCUUCCUCGAGGGCGUGCGCAACGUGGCCGCCGUGUCGCUGUCCAUCGGCUAUCCGACACUGGCCUCGGUGCCGCACUCCAUCGUCAACGGCCUGAAGAACCUGAUCGCCGUCGCCCUGGAGACGGACAUUGACUUUGAGGCGGCCGCCCGCGCCAAGGAGUACGUCAAGGACCCGUCGAAGUUUGCCGCCGUGGCCGCUGCCCCGGCCGCCGCCGCCGGUGGCUCGCCCAAGAAGGAGGAGAAGAAGAAGGAGGAGUCCGAGGAGGAGGAGGAGGACGACGACAUGGGCUUCGGUCUCUUCGACUAG
Molecule: messenger RNA, 399 nt
Organism: Rhagoletis zephyria (snowberry fruit fly)
Lineage: Eukaryota; Metazoa; Arthropoda; Insecta; Diptera; Tephritidae
Source: RefSeq, a predicted model, not a curated record